Molecule: messenger RNA, 438 nt
Organism: Parathielavia appendiculata
Lineage: Eukaryota; Fungi; Ascomycota; Sordariomycetes; Sordariales; Chaetomiaceae
Exons: 2
Coding region: 100-438 (112 amino acids)
Source: RefSeq, a predicted model, not a curated record
CAUCACCACUGCAUGAAACACCACCAUUGAUGAUCACCAUCUUCUGAUGUCUCUGGUUGUACAUCAGUUGUGGCAGGACAGCCCGAGUCGGUGCGGCUGAUGCGCGAGUCCUUCUCGUGGAUGCGGCAGCGGGCGACCGGGGUCCCUGACGACUAUCUGGAAGCGCUGACCACGGCCGUUGUCAUCAACGACCUCGGAAAGAACCCGUCUCUCACCGUCUACUACCAUUUGCGCAGGGGGGAGGGUGUCUCCGCGCUCAACCACGACGCCAUUCUCCUCAAGGCAUGCCGGCAGCAGGGCGCAGUGACUGAGAACGCACCUGCCCGCCUCAACGUCCUGCGGCGCUUUAGCGAGAGCGACUAUGACCGCCGCGCCGUGGCGCUUCACUUCCUUGAGCAGCAGCUCGACGUUUCUGGCGCCGCGGGCCACAUGGACUAG